UAUUCUGGAUUAAUAGGAUUAAUCUAAGGUGGGAUUAUCCAAUGGCGUAGGUACCUUCCGUCUUCAUGUCUAGAAUCUUCAUUCCAAGCCAAAUUUUGAACAACCUUAAGUCAAAGAUUAUCCCUGAUUCUAGAUUAUUACAAUUAUUUUAUUGUUUUGGUAUUUUAGGUUUGACGAAAGCGACAUGCGACAUGAAGGACCUGAAGCACGUGACCGCGAUGGCCGACUACGCCCUUCGGAUCAAGGAACAGCUCAGCUACGUCAACCAGCAUUCUUUCAACAACUUCCGCAUUCGGAUCGGGAUCAACAUCGGGCCCGUCGUGGCCGGGGUCAUCGGUUCGAGGAAGCCUCAGUUCGACAUCUGGAGCAACGCGGUGAACGUGGCGAGCAGGAUGGACUCGACGGGGAUAGUCGACAAGAUCCAGGUGACCCAGGAGGUGUACACGAUACUUGCGGCGAGGGGGUACCCGCUCACCUGCAGGGGGACGAUACAGGUCAAAGGGAAAGGAGACAUGGUCACCUACUUCCUCGAGGGUGGAGCUGCCAAUUAACCUCAACAUCAUCAUUAGGACUUUGUUAAAAAACAAAACCUAUAUUGUCGCGAUGACCUUCGAACCCCAACCCCGAUGACCCUUGUAUCCUCCUCGGCAAUAUCAGGUUGUGACUGUAAAUAACCCUUGGUCAAAUUUUUCAACAAAAAAAAUCUACUGUCAAUUUUAGCCGUUCGGCUUAGCGUUUCGAAUUUUACUAUAAACGCUUUCAUCAGGGUAAUAAAAAUUUUGUUGGAUUUCUUUUUGGGCUGUGACGGUUGAAACGGAUUAUUGGACCAAUUCCACAGAGGAAAUGAAGUACGCCGUGUUGAAAACGGAUUUUUUUCUAUUACACAAAUUGGCAUCGGGACGGGAGAGAAGCUGGCUGGAAUUCUGGAAAAAAGAACGCAACUCCUCAUGAUUUCAUCCAAUAUUGGUCGGCCUGGUUGAAAAAAUUUGGAUCAAUCUCAAGGAUACCUGGAGGUUUUUUCCCAAACAUGAACAACAAUCACACCCUUCAUGGACUCAGUCUAAAAAUUCAUUACGGUUUCGUCCAAUAUUGGUCAGAUCGUGUAAAAUUAUUUUGGCCACCGUCAUGUUUCCUGUCGUUGUACCCAAAACGCUCCUCACCACAAAUUCUGUAUUAUUGAGACCACUAUUGGAAAAAUAUUUUGGGUCAAAUCAAGUUUACCUGGCAUUUUUCCAAAAACAUUACCAUCACUUUUCACCCUUUGCGGAUUGUCUGUCCACAAAUUCCUUAUUUUCUCCCAAUAUUUGGUUGGAUUUGGCACUGCCUGUCCACAAUUUCUCACGGCACUUUAUGUUUACAAUUUUUCAUGAUUUCAUUGAAUAUCCGGUCGUAUUUUAUACUAUCAGUCCACAAAUCGUUACGAUUGCAUCCAAUAUUCGGUCGGAUUUUGUACUGUCUGUCCACAAAUCUUUACUAUUGCAUCCAAUAUUUCGACGGGUUUGGGAACUUUAUAUUCAAAAUCCCUUAUUAUUUUAUUAAUAUUUGGACUGAUUUUGUUCUGGUAGUACAAAUGUUUGAUUGCAUUAGGAAUCGUCUCCACAAAUCUAUUUAUUAUUUGUGCCGGUUUGGGAACUUUCCGUUCAAGAUCCUUUAUUUUUUCAUCCAAUAUUUGGUCGAAUUUUGUACGGCCUGUCUACAAUUUCUCAUGAUUUCAUCCAACAUUUAGGCGGAUUUGGUACUGCCAGCCUACAAUUUCUCAUGAUUUCAUUCAAUAUUUGGUGAGAUUUUUGAACUGUCUGUCCACAAUUUCUCUUGGUUUUAUACAAUAUUCGGUCGCAUUUGGUACAGUAUGUUUACAAUUUCUCAUGGUUUUAUCCAAUAUUGGUCGCACUGUACAUCGUAUGUCCAUAAUUUCUCAUGGUUUUAUCCAAUAUUCGGUCGGAUUUGGUACUGUAUGUUUACAAUUUCUCAUGAUUUCAUCCAAUAUUUGGUAAGACUUUUUAACAGUCUGUCCUCAAUUUCUGACGGUGUUAUCCAAUAUUGGUCGCACUGUGCAUUGUGUGUCCAUAAUUUCUCAUGGUUUUUUCUAAUAUUCGGGCGGAUUUGGCACUGUCUGUUUAAAAUUUCUCAUGAGUUCAUCCAAUAUUUCGUCAGAUUUGGUAUGUUGGGUACGUGUACAAUUUCUCAUGCUGCCAUCAAAUAUUUGGUCAGACUUUUUAACUGUCUGUCCACAAUUUCUCAUGGUUUUAUUCAACAUUGGUCGCACUGUGCAUUGUGUGUCCAUAAUUUCUCAUGAUUUCAUCCAACAUUCGGCCGGAUUUGGUACUGUAUGUUUACAAUAUCUCAGGAUUUCAUCCAAUAUUUGGUCAGACUUUUUAACUGUCUGUCCACAAUUUCUCAUGGUGUUAUGCAAUAUUGGUCGCACUGUGCAUUGUGUUUCCAUAAUUUCUCAUGGUUUUAUCCAACAUUCGGACGGAAUUGGUAUUGUACGUUUACAAUUUCUCAUGAUUUCAUCCAAUAUUUGGUGAGAUUUUUGAACUGUCUCCACAAUUUCUCUUGGUUUUAUCCAAUAUUCGGUCGGAUUUGGUACUGUAUGUUUACAAUUUCUCAUGAUUUCAUCCAAUAUUUGGUAAGACUUUUUAACA
Messenger RNA from Cimex lectularius (bed bug), 2645 nucleotides. RefSeq names its product adenylate cyclase type 6-like. The record is from RefSeq and is a predicted model, not a curated record. Lineage: Eukaryota; Metazoa; Arthropoda; Insecta; Hemiptera; Cimicidae. Gene Ontology annotation, biological process: adenylate cyclase-inhibiting G protein-coupled receptor signaling pathway; intracellular signal transduction; adenylate cyclase-activating G protein-coupled receptor signaling pathway. Gene Ontology annotation, molecular function: adenylate cyclase activity. The coding region runs from base 66 to 551 and encodes 161 amino acids. The transcript is spliced from 2 exons.